Molecule: messenger RNA, 1332 nt
Organism: Clonostachys rhizophaga
Lineage: Eukaryota; Fungi; Ascomycota; Sordariomycetes; Hypocreales; Bionectriaceae
Source: the annotation of a GenBank genome assembly
AUGAGUGACAAGACACCUCAGCAUCUGGCCAUGAACAUCACGAAGGAGCCUACCGAGACCCCCAGUUCUCCUGAAGAUACGACGAGCACUCCCCCUAGUUCUGGGAAUCCUGUUGUUGCGCCUAGCUCGAUUCCCAACCAAGGUCUCCGUGCUUGGAUGCAGGUUGUUGGAUCGUUCUGUUUGUACUUCAAUACAUGGGGUCUCAUAUCCAGCUAUGGAACCUUCCAAGCAAUCUACGAAACUGGUCCAUUGAAAGGCCAUAGCCAUUUCCAGAUAUCCGUGAUUGGCUCAUUACAGUCGUUCCUAAUGGUUUUUCUUGGAUUGGUAACAGGACCAAUAUAUGAUGCGGGUUAUUUCCAUUAUCUACUUGGUAUUGGCUCUGUCUUCAUUGUCGUUGGAACAGUGAUACAAAGCUUCUGCACUCAGCUAUGGCAUUAUAUGCUAGCUCAAGGAGUUCUCAUUGGGCUAGGCGCUGGGUGCCUUAUUCUUCUCAGUGUAGCAACGACCUCUAUGUGGUUCACAACCAAACUUCCUCUUGCUAAUGGGAUUGCUGCAUCUGGGAGUGGUCUUGGGGGGGUCUUGUUACCUAUUAUGGUGCGGCAGUUGCACGCACAGGUGGGCUUGGCGUGGGCAAUAAGAUCGGUAGCACUCGUUUGUCUAGUUCUUCUUGCUGUUGCAAAUGCGUGUCUUCGUCCCCGAGGGCCUGGGGCAGUCCGCAAAACACCUCGAUCCUUGAUUGACGCUACCGCCUUCAAAGAUUGGCCGUAUAUAUUCUUUGUACUUGGCUGUGUCGUGACAUUUCUCGGCAUGUACACGCCUUUCGUAUACAUCCAGAGCUACUCCCUCGAGGGCGGUGUUAUUUCUUCCCACCUAUCCCUCUAUAUGCUCGCCAUUCUUAACUCCAGUUCGAUAUUCGGGCGCAUUUUGCCAAUCUUUCUUGCCCAGAACCUUGGGCCAGUGAACAUGAUUGUCCUGACUGGCACAGCUCUUGGCAUCACAAGUCUUUGUCUUGUUACUGCUUCCACCACCUCGCGGGUCCUGGCCGCCAUCGUCGUCUAUGGUUUCUUCACUGGCACCUUUUUCGCAUUACAGCCUACCAUCGUUGUAAGACUGACUUCUGACGCUGGCAAAAUCGGUACACGGUUCGGUAUGGCCUUUUCUGUUUUUGCUAUAGCAUUGUUGUUUGGGCCCCCCAUCGCAGGAGCUCUCAGAGAUAAAUUCAGUUAUAACAUCGCCUGGAUCUGGGCUGGGGCAGCCCUCCUGGUGGGAGCAGCGACUAUCGCAGCGGGACGUGUAGCAAAGGUUGGCUGGCAACUUCAACAACGAUGCUGA